Messenger RNA from Saccostrea echinata, 1236 nucleotides. RefSeq names its product receptor-interacting serine/threonine-protein kinase 4-like. NCBI's taxonomy places the organism in Eukaryota, Metazoa, Mollusca, Bivalvia, Ostreida, Ostreidae. The transcript has 4 exons. Gene Ontology annotation, molecular function: protein binding. The coding region runs from base 1 to 1236 and encodes 411 amino acids. The record is from RefSeq and is a predicted model, not a curated record.
AUGGAUGCAGUUAAUAAAAUAAGUCAAGAUUCAUCGGAACAUGGAUUUGCUGAGGCUAGCAUGGGUGCUGCUUCUAGCGAGAAGGACAUUGUUCAUGAGCGAUCUGGAAAUCUCAGCGAGGAACUCCAGUCUGCUCGUCAAAAUAUCAAUACACCAGUUCUUCGUACAUCAACUGAGAACGGAGAUUUCGAGAAGACUAAGCUACUUUUGGAAAAAUCCCUAAGUAAAGUAAAUGAUAUAGAUGAUCGUGGGUGGUGUGCUUUACAUAUUGCGGCGGAGAAAGGAGAUCUCCGCAUUUUCCAGCUUCUCACAGAUAAAGGAGCUAAUCCCUCAUUAUGCCAUGACAAUUUAAAAGACGUAGAUGAACAAGGAUGGAAUGCUACACAUUUUGCUGCACAAGGAGGGGAUAUUCGUAUUUUACAACUUCUAACAGACAAAAUGUUAUCUCUCAAAGAAACAACUCAUGAAAAAUGUACUAUACUCCAUAUUGCAUGUAGCAAUGCCAGAUACGAUAUGUGCAAACACAUCCUACAUGAUGUCAACGAAUGGGGGUGGAAUGCUGCACACUAUGCUUCCCAGGGAGGAGAUGUUCGUAUUUUACAGCUUCUUGCUGAAAAGGGUGUCUCCAUUAAGGGGACCACAGAAGACAAAUGUACUAUUCUUCGUGUUUCGUGUAGUAAUGGAAAUUAUGAGAUGUCCCAAUACAUACUGUCAAAGUAUCCUGAAAUGAUAGAUAGUGUCAACGAAUUUGGUUGGAGGACUCCACAUUAUGCUGCAAGAGGAGGAAACAUUAAUAUUUUACAGCUUCUGAUAGACAAAGGAGUCUCUCUAAGUGUAACCACACACAACAAAGAAACCUUACUGCAUAUUGCUUGUUUGUAUGCUAGAUACGAGAUAUGUAAGUAUCUACUGUCAGUAUUCCAGGACAACCUACAAGACAUGGAUGCGCGAGGAUGGAAUGCUGCACAUUUUGCUGCACAAGGAGGAGAUGUUCGCAUUUUACAGCUUCUUGCUGACAGAAAUCUAUCUCUUAAAGAAACAACAUAUAACAAGUGUACCAUACUUCAUAUUUCAUGUAGUUAUGGCAAAUACGAUAUGUGCAAAGGCAUACUGCAAGUGCUUUCUGAAAUCCUACAUGAUGUCAGCGAAUGUGGAUGGAAUGCUGCACAUUAUGCUGCAGACGGAGGAAAUAUGCAAAUAUUAAACUUACUCUCUCAAAGUGGACUCAAAAUUUGA